AUGUGGCUUGAGCUUGUGUACCAUGUACCUGUCAGUCUGUGGUUGGGGUGGGGAUUAUGGAAUGAACACCCCCUCGUCCCACUCAAUCUCCUCGUCUUCGCACUAGAAGUCGCCAUCACGACGCUCACCUGCCUUGCGGAUAUCUCUUCCUGGAAGACGUACACUUCGGCGCAGAAGAACGACCUAUACAGCCUUUAUGUCCCGUAUCUCAUACUCGCCUGCCUCAUGGGCAUCGACGCCUUCAUUCGAGUCAAACGCCAGGUCCUUCACGGGCUCGUCCAACCAAAGGGCAAGGCUGCGUGA
Molecule: messenger RNA, 303 nt
Organism: Cladophialophora carrionii CBS 160.54
Lineage: Eukaryota; Fungi; Ascomycota; Eurotiomycetes; Chaetothyriales; Herpotrichiellaceae
Exons: 3
Coding region: 1-303 (100 amino acids)
Source: RefSeq, a predicted model, not a curated record